This is a messenger RNA of Ascochyta rabiei, 2124 nucleotides long. RefSeq names its product Methylcrotonoyl-CoA carboxylase. The transcript has 5 exons. Lineage: Eukaryota; Fungi; Ascomycota; Dothideomycetes; Pleosporales; Didymellaceae. Gene Ontology annotation, cellular component: mitochondrion. The record is from RefSeq and is a predicted model, not a curated record. Bases 1 to 2124 code for a protein of 707 amino acids. Gene Ontology annotation, molecular function: methylcrotonoyl-CoA carboxylase activity; metal ion binding; ATP binding.
AUGCGUGCUCUCCGAAAAUCGUCUCAUCUCUCGCGCCAGCUCGUAGCUGCCAAUGGCGCCCGCUUCCACUCCACAACUGCACCGGCUGCCAAAGCGCUUACCUCCGUCCUGAUCGCCAAUCGCGGAGAAAUCGCGCUCCGCGUCGGCCGCACAGCCUCAGAGUAUGGCGUGCGGACAACAACCCUCUACACAGACCCAGAUGCUCGUUCACAACACGCUCUUAGCUCGCCUUUCGCCGUGAACCUCGGCGACCCUUCCGCAUACCUAGACGGUGACAGGAUUAUACAGAUUGCGAAAGAGCAAGGCUGUCAGGGUAUACAUCCAGGCUAUGGCUUUUUGAGUGAGAACCCACACUUUGCAAAGAAAUGCACAGAAGCCGGUAUCACCUUCAUCGGGCCACCAGCUCAGGCUAUUGAAGCCAUGGGCAGCAAGAGUGAAUCCAAGAACAUCAUGACCAAGGCUGGCGUUCCAUGUGUACCAGGUUACCAUGGUGCCGAACAAGACCCCGAACAUCUGAAGAGCGAAGCAGCAAAGAUCGGCUACCCUGUCCUUCUUAAAGCAGUCAAAGGUGGAGGUGGUAAAGGGAUGCGAAUCGUCAACACGGAGCAGGACUUCUUCGACCAGCUUUCAUCAGCCAAGGGCGAGGCUCGCAACUCAUUCGGCGACGAGGUCAUGCUCGUAGAGAAGUACAUCACAACACCGCGACACAUCGAAGUACAGGUCUUUGCGGACAGUCAUGGAAACUGUGUUGCGCUUGGUGAGCGUGACUGCAGUAUUCAGCGACGACACCAGAAGAUCUUAGAGGAAUCACCGGCACCACAUUUGCCAGAAGACAUUCGUCAAGAUCUCUGGGAGAAAGCGAGGCAAGCUGCUCUCGCAGUUGGGUACGAGGGUGCUGGUACAGUCGAGUUCAUCUUCGACAACGACACCGGCGAAUUCUUCUUCAUGGAGAUGAACACUCGUCUACAAGUUGAGCACCCCGUCACCGAGAUGGUCACUGGUACAGAUCUGGUCCACUGGCAACUCAUCGUAGCAGAAGGCGGUCGCCUCCCACUCACACAGCAAGAGAUCGAACAAAGGAUAAAGGAACGGGGCCACGCCAUCGAGGCUCGUAUCUACGCCGAGAAUCCUGACAUGAACUUUAUCCCAGACUCUGGGCUACUGCUCCAUCUGCGCACACCAAUACCAACACCUACAGUACGCAUAGACUCCGGGUUCGUUGCUGGAGAUGAAGUCUCAUCACACUACGACCCCAUGAUCUCAAAACUUAUUGUCCAGGGCCCUACUCGAGAAGCUGCAAUCCAGAAGCUUAAAACCGCUCUCGAACAAUACGAAGUCGCUGGUCCUAUCACAAAUAUUGAGUUCAUCAAGAAGAUGUGCAUGAGUCCCGACUUCGUCGCUGGCUCCGUCGAAACCGGCUACAUCCAGAAACACCACGCCGAGCUCUUCACGCCCAUUCCUCCUGCGCCAGAAGUCUUUGGACAAGCUGCGCUCGGUCUUGCGCUUCAGCAGGUCUCCUCGAGCAGAUCUGAUCCCUUCUCCGGCCCACCAAUCUCCGCCGCUGGCUUCGGUCUUGGCUUCCAGCAGCGCAAGUUCGAUCUAGUGGAGACGCCCGCGGACGGCAAAGGUGAUGUGACAAGCACACCCGUCACCAUCCGCCAAACUGCACCGUCCAAAUUCGACAUCACCGUUGGCUCGGAAACAUACGCCGACGUGACAAGCACCUUCAGUCCCUCGAGCAACAUACUCACAACAUACUAUCCCCACACACGCCUCUCCACAACGUUCAUUCGCGACGAGGAUCGCCUGACCUUGUUCCAGCAAGGCAAACAAUACCGCCUACAGCUUGCAAUGCCUAAGUGGGCCGAGAAAGCUCUCGGGAUCAAGGACGUAACAAACAGCGUACUAGCGCCCAUGCCUUGUAAAGUCCUUCGUGUAGAAAUCGAGGAAGGACAGGAAGUGAAGAAGGACCAACCGCUUGUUGUCAUUGAGAGUAUGAAGAUGGAAACUGUGAUUCGGAGUCCGAUGGAUGGCGUCAUCAAGAAGAUCAUACAUGGCAAAGGGGAUCUUUGUAAGGCUGGGACGGCACUUGUCGAGUUUGAGGAAGUCGAAGCAGCUUCGUAA